Molecule: messenger RNA, 2066 nt
Organism: Exaiptasia diaphana
Lineage: Eukaryota; Metazoa; Cnidaria; Anthozoa; Actiniaria; Aiptasiidae
Product: transcription factor AP-1
Exons: 1
Coding region: 88-1128 (346 amino acids)
Biological process (GO): regulation of cell population proliferation; regulation of transcription by RNA polymerase II; regulation of cell cycle
Cellular component (GO): transcription regulator complex
Molecular function (GO): DNA-binding transcription factor activity, RNA polymerase II-specific; transcription factor binding; RNA polymerase II cis-regulatory region sequence-specific DNA binding
Source: RefSeq, a predicted model, not a curated record
GUAAGCCAUAGCGGCUUCAGUGCUUCGGAAAAAAUGCCAGUUUUGAAGUGACUCGCUACUAACGGAGGACGGAGAUUUAAGAAAAAUAUGGGCGACCACAUACAGUAUCGGCAUUAUGAYAACAUGGAUGUACUAUUUUAUGAACAACAGACUCACCAACAAGCACCGAAUGCKUAUCAUAAGUACGAUAAGAACUCCAUGCGUUUAAAUCUUCGUCCAUCUCAUGUUACCGAUCAAGAAAAUCAUCGACCACAGAUUAAUGACAGGAAUUCAAACAUUGGAAUGUUUCAUCAGUCGCCGGACAUAAAUGGCAUGUUUAAGAUAGUUUCYCCUGAGUUAGAACGCUUUAUCGGAAAUAAUACGGGUCUUACGCCGCGAGGCAAUCAACCUGGACCAAUUGCGUCGCCUGAAUUUCCUCUUUUYAGUCUUGUSUCGCCMGAGUUUGAGAAAAUCCUCGCGAGUAUUCAAAAUAAAACGCCAACUCCCACGAGRAUCUUACGCGAAGGAAAUAGUGUAGCAAAGCAACGUGAAGUCUACGUACAAGGCUUUGCSGAAGCGUUACAACACAUCCACGAUCAACAGCARCACACGCAUCAAGAGCACGUCGUCCAAGAACAUACCAAGGUAGAACCAGUACAGGUAAAUCAAUAUGGCUGGCAGACCGAAAGAACUCAYGAUUCUAWCUCUCAYUACGAUUCGAGAGAGAAUUCUAGAGAUAGCGAUAGCGCGAGGUUUGUCACUUCAACAGAACACUGCGAACAAGACGUUAAAAUUAAUCACAUGACCGCGACGUACGAGCAAUCGGUAAGUGAMUUUGACGAGACGUCGAUGCGUAGCCGAGGKCUAAACGUGCUACCUCUACCUCCGAUAAACUUAGAGCUGCAAGAAAUUGUAAAACGAGAGAGAAAAAAGCAAAAAAAUCGUGUCGCUGCCUCGAAAUGUCGAAGRAAGAAACUCGAACGAGAAGCGCAGUUAGAAGUGCGAGUCCAACAGCUGAAAGAAAAAAAUAUYGAGCUCAAUGCCGUAGCAAGUGCACUUAGACAACAAGUCGGAGAAUUGAAGCAGCGUGUAUURGAACACGUAGCAUUUGGAUGCCAAUUACCUACUGUAACAACUGCAGCYUACUAAUAUUUGAUACGAAAAUUGCAUUUUGCUGGAUGGAUWAAGUGCUCAAUAAGCAGUCAAUGAAGAAGGCGCACUCCGCACAGAGAACCAUCUUAAGGAGUAAGAACGUUUACACUYUUCCCGGUGGAUUUAAAUAUCGAAAAACCCUGUAGAGAGCGUUUUGAACGUGUAUGGGACACGCAAAAAUACUCAUUUGUGGGUGUCGCAUCACUAUCUAUUAUCGUCAAACAGCGGUUUAAUGUCUGAUCACCGUAAACAAAUCGCGUCUACUCGUGGAAGAGGCCUCACAACUGAAGAGAGGCACGUUGUAUUUUUAAAACCCGGGGAAAUACACCGCGCAGAGCACUUAGUAUAGGAAGAAAAAAGAAAAUACAUWUUUCAAGUUAUUUGAAAAUUUUAUUGCUCGUUUCAAAGCGCAAAAAGAAUUGACAAUUUUUCGAUUCAGCUUAGAUGGAAAACAACACUUUURACUAAUGUGUAUAUAACGGAAAGUGAUUUUCCAAAACCACAAAAAAAUGAAAAGAAAAGAUUGUCGAAAAUUUGGUUUUAGCGCUAGCCCGGAGAAAAUGGACGACAAUUUACCAAAUAUAAAAAAAAGUAAUAAGGAAAGCAGGUCUUUCCGUUCCACUUCUAUGAAUUCAAGAAAAAAAAUUAUUUUUACAUAUAAAUCAGAGAGCCUAUAUUUUCGUAAAUUUAUAACACACUCGCAAAACAGUUAAUACGUUCAAAAUAUUUAUCUUUCAAACGACAAGAAAGUUCAAUUAAUAUUUCUCAUUGAAAAAAUGCUAUAAAUUAUGACAUGAUCUCAAUGUAAAAUUAUCAAAAUAAAACAUGUAUAUUAUUUCUUUAGUAAAUGUAAAUAGAGAAAAACUAUAUUUCAAAUACGUAUACUCUAUUGAAAUACUAUUAUAAUUUAUGGCAAUAAAAAAGCAUCUGUAUUC